AUGCAUUUGAAAGCAGCCCACCUUGAUCAAUUCCAGCAGAACAAGCAGAAGGCUGAUGCAUUACAAAAAGCUCACCUGAAUCCAUUGGUUGGGAGCAAACGGAAGGCUGAUGCAAUGAUCUCUGAAAAGGAUUUCGAGCCAGUGCUUUACGUUUCUGGCUGCAGCCAUGCUCUGAUUGCUGCCCAUAUUGAAGGCAGGUACACGGCAACCAAGUGGAAUCAUGGGAAGCCAAUCUAUGAAAAAGAGCAGACCAAGCAGCCAGCUGAUGGUUUUUGGGGCCCCACACCCAGAUCUGCAUUCAUCUACUUCUGGGAUGAGCGUGACGGAGCCCUUCAGCAUGGCUGGUGGUUCGCACCCAUCGUCGGCCACAACAACGUGUGGGCCUUCAAUGGGGCCAAUCGGGAGGCUGAAGUCUUGACGGAGUCUGGUUGGAGGAUUACCUUCGAUGGCGACAUCGAUAAGACUCUGCGGGUCACAGCAAGUCCAGCAAAAGGGUUGGAGGACUUAAAGCUGGAGCUUCGCUGGGAGUUUCUGGCAAGCCCAGAGGGAGCCUCACCAGAAGAUUGGCAGCCGAUGAAGCAAGACAUGAACGAUGUACUUGAGAAGCGUUGGGCCAAACAUUGGGACGAGCCCAGAGCUAGCAUGGCGGCUGUGCUCCCAAAACUGAUGGCGAAGGAUGCCGAGAUCGCACGCCUUCAAGCCCAGAACAGUGACCUCUUCAAGGAACUAGACAAGUUGGAUGACAAGGUCAGAAGGCAGGAGAAAGCUACUUUGAUGGAUUCAGUGGUGGAGCAUGAUGGCCAGAUGAUGCUGCAGGAAAUUUGGCGAAUGGGUCGCCAGCUACAAGUGAAAGUGUACAAAGAAGUCCCUGCUUGGCACAAACUCUAUUCCAUCAUCAAAGAUGCAUUGCUCGAUGCGUGUCCCAAAGACCACUUUGGCCAUUGCCAUCGCAUUCGGGAUGCUCACAUCACGGAAGUGAAGCAGAUAUUUAACGUUGAAGUGUGGAAGGACUAUGAAUUCCGCAAAAAAAGAGUGCGAAAAGAGCUGGAAGAAGGACCUGCCUGUGUGCGCCUGACUAGCAACCUGAAUUCAGAAGUGUGCAGUUGGGCUGAGCUGGACCCAAAGAUCAAUGAGAUUUUGGUGAUCCAUGGCACGACGUUUGACAAAAUCGAUCAAAUUGCCACCUGUGGAUUUGAUGAGCGCCUCGCACGUGAAAGCGGCUUGUACGGGCAGGGUGUGUACUUCACAGACCAAAGCUGCAAGAGUUUACAGUACUCGGGCGCAGCGACGCAACAUGUUGGUUGCUUGAUCAUUGCACGCCUGGUUCUCGGGCGUCCUUUCUUCGCUGGAGGGCCCCAGAAAAACUUGAAGAUAGAGCCCUUUCUGGAUGUGAAUGACCCUUCCAAGGGUCGCUUCCAUUCCGUGAUCGCCCGCCCUGGAACCCCCACAGGCCUCGGGCCACAACCACAGGUUCAUCAAGAGUAUGUGGUUUUCGAUGGUGCUCAAGCAUAUCCAGAGAUGAUUGUGCUUGGGGAGGUGGCCAUCUGGACCAGUCAGGGAUGGCUGUGGGUGCGGAAUUCCGUGCGCCAGUGGGAUGAGCGUUCAGGUUCUUACAUACCACUCCCUCAUUUCCUGUGGUCGCGCUUUGAUGCAAAAGCGCUCCAAGCUCCUGGCAGUGUAUAUUGCUGCAGCUGUUGGAAGGUUUGGGCGCGGCAUGUCAAGCCCGGCAGCAAGUAUGAACUGAGCAGCGCUUGUGAAGAGUUGGCCGUGCGACUGGGGGUGGAAUUUGAAGUACCGAUGAGCCACUCGGGCAAUCCCUACAAAUGCCCUCUUUGCAAGACAUACUUCAACCACGGCACUGCUUCAUUGGAGAGGCACUUGAAACUGAACCACCUGGAUCAAUUUCAACAGAACAAACGGAAGGCAGAUGCAAUGACGCCGCAAAAGGAUUUCGAGCCAGUACUUCAUGUUUCUGGCUGCAGCCAUUAUCCCAUCGCUGCCCUUCUUGAAGGCAGGUACUCUGCGAUCAAGUGGAAUCAUGGGAAGCCUGUUUAUGAAAAAGAUCCCACUGCGAAGCCAGUUCAUGAUGGCCCUAGCUCCGCUUUCAUCUACUUCUGGGAUGAGCGUGACGGAGCCCUUCAGCAUGGCUGGUGGUUCGCACCAACCGUCGGCAACAACAACGUGUGGGCCUUCAAUGGGGCCAAUCGGGAGGCUGAAGUCUUGACGGAGUCUGGUUGGAGGAUUCCCUUCGACGGUGACAUCGACAAGAAUCUGAGGGUCACAGCAGGUCCAGCAGAUGAGUUGGAGGACUUUAAGCUGGAGCUUCGCUGGGAGUUUCUGGCAAGCCCAGAGGGAGCCGCCGAAGAUUGGCAACUGAUGAGGCAAGAUAUGAACAAUGUACUUGAGAAGCGUUGGGCCAAACAUUGGGGAGGUGACAAUGGCACCGACAUCUUCUUUGUGGAAGCUAAUGGCUUUAAGUACGGCAUCGAUUGUCGUUGCAUGGUGCAAUCGAAUUUGCAGACGCACCGCAAGCGCCGCAUCCGGCGGGGACUGCCCAGGCCCAACAUGACGCAGGUGCUCCCGAAGCUGGCUGCGAAGGAUGCGGAGAUCGAGCGUCUUCAAGCUGACAAGCACGGUCUCUUAGACGAACGAACGGAGUUGGCUGCCAAGGUGGCCAAGUUAGAGCAGGAAAGAAGCAUCCUGCUGAAUUCACAGGCUGACCAUGCCACGCAGAUGAUGUUGCAGGAAUCUUGGCGCAUGAGUCGCCAACUGCAAAUGAAAGUUUACAAGGAGGUCCCUGCUGGAGACCAGGCCUAUGCCACUAUCCAAGAUGCAUUGCUUGUGGCAUGUCCUCAAGAGCAUUUCGGCGAUUGUCACCGCAUGCGGCGUGUGUCCAUCACCAAAGUCACGCAGAUCUUCAACGUUCGCAUUUGGAAGGACUAUGAGUUCCGCAAGGAUCAAGUGCGAAAGGAGCUGGAAGGACGAGCUUUUCCAUGCGUGACGAGCAACUUGCCUUCAAAAGCGUGCAGCUGGGCUGAGCUGGACGCAAAGAUCAAUGAGAUUUUGGUGAUCCACGGCACUACUCUUGAGAAAACCGAUCAGAUUGCCACCUACGGAUUUGAUGAGCGUCUGGCACGUGAAAGCGGCUUGUAUGGGCAGGGUGUUUACUUCACAGACCAAAGUUGCAAGAGCCUACAGUACUCAGGUGCUGCAACACAAGAUGGUGGCUGCUUCAUCAUUGCACGCCUGGUUCUUGGGCAUCCCUUUUUCACCGGAGGACCCUUGAAGAAUGGAAAGGUCGAGCCUUUUCUGGAUCCCCUAGACCCUUCCAAGGGUCGCUUCCAUUCCGUGAUCGCCAAGCCCGGAACACCCACAGGCCUCGGGCCCCAACCACAAGUUCAUCGAGAAUACGUGAUCUUCAAUGGUGCCCAAGCAUAUCCAGAGAUGAUUGUUCACUUCAAGAUCACCUGA
Molecule: messenger RNA, 3471 nt
Organism: Durusdinium trenchii
Lineage: Eukaryota; Dinophyceae; Suessiales; Symbiodiniaceae
Source: the annotation of a GenBank genome assembly